This is a messenger RNA of Girardinichthys multiradiatus, 4101 nucleotides long. RefSeq lists its product as uncharacterized. The transcript is spliced from 2 exons. The record is from RefSeq and is a predicted model, not a curated record. Lineage: Eukaryota; Metazoa; Chordata; Actinopteri; Cyprinodontiformes; Goodeidae. The coding region runs from base 929 to 3274 and encodes 781 amino acids.
UGGGGUGUCAGCUUCACGCAGCUGAAGAAAAUCCAUUAUUCAAAGAUGCUACAGCAGAAAAUAGUUAUUUUUCAAACAUGAGUGCUUCAGUAGCUGCUUAACGUAAAAAGUGUUUUGUAUAGAACUGACUGAGGUUUUAUCACUGAAGUAAACACCAUAUAGAUCAGUAAAACCACCUGGAAACUGUUGCAUAUGAUGUUCAGGAGCUGCUAAAAGAGGCUCUGCUGAAGUUUGCAGAUAUAAAAAAAGUAUUUAAUCACUUUAGACUUCAAUGUCAAUAAUGUACCAGCAGAUUAAUUUUAAUUAAGCAUGCAGCUAUGAUACCUGUGGCUACAAAACGCUUUGUAGAAAUACAAUCCAGUUUUUUAAAGCAUGGAUGGUGAGCCUGCAGACCACUGAAGCCCCUGAUGAACAGCUACUGAUGGAGAAACGCAUCUGGACACAGCAGCCACCAUCCCGCAAACAGCUUACAAGAGUCUUUUUAAACUAUGACCUCCAGAUGCUACAUGUGGUGGGGAAUUAAACUCCUGCAUCCCGGCAGAACGGACGAAGAUCGGGACGCCUCUCCGAACGAGCUCCGGAGCGAAUCAGACCAACUAACUAACUGAGAGGAGAUGACAGCUGGAGCUCUAUACGGAGAACUUUAGCAGCCUAGUUGACGGUCAACUACUUCCGGGGGGUUUCUAAGGCUACAGAGCUAUGUGGAGCACGUGACAGCCGACGCGUUGAUCUUCUGUUGGAUGUUCUCUCGAGAGAAUUCGCUUACCAAUCAUGUCUAAUACGCACGCGUCUUGUGACGUAACGGAAUGUGACGCAUCAUAGGCACUCUACGUUAAAUAUCUUUUCAUUCUGAGUAAACAUCACUUCAAGAAGAGUAGGAAAUCAGAUCGUCCGUUUUUGAGUUUUCGGUCCAAAAAAGCUUUUAAAAAUGUCUCGGUCCAAUAAGCAAAUGAAGAGAAAUAUCUCCAUCUCAAUUGACAACGUGGAGGACAUAAUACUACCUCGUUUGAACACUUUAUCACCGGCACAGUGGACCUUGCUGUCCCAAGGUCUGAAGGAUUCACAUAUUACAGGCGUUCUGGCUGACAUACUUAGCGAAAUUUUUCAGCAAUGUGUGGAAAAUUCAUUGAAAAUCGUGGUUCCAAUGAUUGAAGAGAAUAUGGAGGCCUGUGCAAAGACUGAAAUCCCAGAUGAAAACAUCAGUGUGAAUUUAAACAGUUUGAUUACAGCAGAAAUGGCCACCGCUCUCCAGGUUUCACCAGAAAUUUGUCACAGUGGGGAGGAGUUAAACUCAUUGAUGGAAGAGGAGGUCUCUCAAAAAGUAACUUCUAUUGCAAAUGUGAUCAUAAGGACCCCCGUUUAUCCUGUGGAACCUGCCGUGUAUGUGAGUGCCCGCUUUUCCAGCCUAAUAAAUCUCAACAGAAUGGUUUCCAACGCAGUUGAAUUUCUCCGAAAACAUCUUAACAGAGCCAGAUCAAGUUGUGCUGACAGAUACUGGAGCAGAUUCGUGAAAAAGCGGGCCUCAAGUGUGCCUCCACCAAAACCAGAGACUGCAUUUGAACUUCCACCGAAAAGCGUUUCUUCAGUCGUAAAACAUCCCUCUUUUCUGGCUUUAGUUGGUGAGGGAAUUACAAAAAUAAUAGAGAAACAUUCACAUGAUUCAUACGAUGCCAAAAAAGCAGACGAUGUUACAGAAUUUUGCCCAGCAGUUCAAGUGGCAGAAGCAAUUAGCCAAACUAUCAUUGAGGACCUUCAUUUCUGCAAAUCCGAAGGUUCAGUUAGACAGAAAUAUGAGAAAAGUUCAUGCGCGCCACAUUUUAACUUGAAAAAAAUUGUUGGUGAUAUCAGAAGCCUAUUUUCAUCAAAGCUCAAACCCGCUCCAGCUGGAAGACAACAAAUAACCAGCAAACCAGAAUUUUCCAGCUUUGUCAAGCAGCGGUUUUCCAGUAUGGUGUCUUCGUUGAAGAAAUCAUUGGAUUCAAGCGACACAAAGGUGGUCAAAUUGAAACAUGACCCAGGUAGAUCAAGCAGACUUGUGUGCCUCAUGUGUCCUGGAUGUGUCCCUGAAGUUUCAUCAGAUGAGGAAAGCCCAAAACAUCGAGACUACACAGAGACAGACCACAUUCCUAAACUGGAUUUUCAGUCUAUCAAACCUCAGAUUGAUAGCCUGUGUGCAGAAUCUACAGAAAACACAUUUCUAAAUGACAAGAUCAAACAGUUUGCAAAGGAACUGACAGAUACAUUAUAUGUUAAUAUCAUGAGGAGCCAUUAUUAUCAAAUUCCUGUUCCUCCAGAAGGAAAAUGUCUUUCAGACUCUGUCCUCUCUAGCAAGAAAAUAAGGGACGCUUCCGGCCAAAUACAAGUUUGCCCUGAAGUCUUCUAUGCCAGAGCAGAAGACGAGGUAAGGACAUUUCUCCAAAGAAUCUUUCUCUGGAUAAAAAAUGAGGAAACUUAUCAGAUAAGUGAAGAGGAUAAAGUUUCCAGUGUGCUCUCAGAAAUCAACGAUCUGGUUAAACAAAUAUGUGUCACAUCGACCCAAAUAAUGUCUCCAGAGCCCUGUGAGCCACAAAAUGAAAAGGACAGUAAACCAAAUAUUUCAAGGGAAUUUGCAGACAAGUCUAAAUCUGAUGAAGCAGACCAGUCUAAAUAUGAUGAAGCAGACAAGUCUAAAUCUGAUGAAGCAGACCAAGUCUCUUUAACGUCUGACAUUGAGUCCUGGAUUGUGACACGUGAAAAAUUUCUCAAAAAGAUAUCAACCAGCGAUGGGUUUACAGCAUCAGGGAAUAUUUAUUUCAGUUGUAAUGAUGAAAUUCAAACUAACAUGUCAAAUCAGGAGGCAAUUGAAAGUGACGUGUCUGAGAACACAGAACGAGAGGAAGGUAAUACAUUUUUAGUAAUGAGUGCAGCUUUAAACUGUUCAAAGAAAAAUGGAGGGCCCUUUACGUCCAAAGAGAUGGGAAUGAUCCUGUGUCAUCUGUCAGGAGUGGAUGAUGUAGAAAAAGACUUUACUGUCAAUAUAUACAAUGAAAACACUAAACAAUUUGUUAGAGAAAUCACCAAAGAUCUAAAAAACGAGUUUGGCUCCACUGAAGCAGUGUUGAAGGCUAUGAUGUCAGAAGCUGGCCGUCCUUUUAAGAGGGCUGUAUUGAGAUUUUUAAAAAGUUACUUUAACAUAAAACCCCCGAAAUCUGCAGUUCAAAGGUUCUUUUCAGCAAUCACAAAACUUUUUAGGAAUCUUUUCCGAAAGCAAAGAGUAUCUUCUUCCUCCCUGUAGAUUACAGACCACAAACAUACACAAUCUCUGGCAUCCUUCUGCAAACCAAACCAUUAACAUUUUAGUAAUAGCUAAAAUAACUUUUUAUACGUGUAGAUAUGAUCUGCCAUUUGAUAACAUAGACCAAACAAAUUUCAGGAAUAACUCCUAUUAGCAUAAUAUUUUUCUAGGUCAGGGCAACAAGGGUAAAAAUCCCAGCCUAGCUUUGAUAUUUAAAGUCUCUCCUUUGGGUUUUCGCCAGGUGCUCCGGUUUUUCCUAUUAAAAACCAUUCAUGCAAUCUUAUUGGAAUGUUACCCUGUUAUGGACUGGUUUACAGCUUAAAAGACUACAGGCAGACGUUGUCUUAUUACAAGAGAUUCAUAAAACUGCCACAGCUGCAAAUGAUCUUAAAUCACCUGAGUUUCCUAAUCUGUUUUCCGCCUGCUAUAAUUCUAAGCAAAGGGGAGUAGCAAACUUAAUUCACAAAAAUGUUAACUUUACAGUAUUAGACAAAGUUAGAGAUCCAGAGGGUAAAAUCCCAGCCUACCUUUGAUAUUUAAAGUCUCUCACUUUGGGUUUUCGCCGGGUGCUCCGGUUUUUCCUAUUAAAAACUAUUCAUGUAAUCUUAUUGGAAUGUUACCCUGUUAUGGACUGGUUUACUUCACCACUGCCACAAGAACGGCCGAGGUACUUUAAGGGACAAACACAUCAAAUUCAAAUUAAGAAAUUUGUAACCAAAUCAAUUCAGUACAUUCCAAUAAUUCUCAUUCAUGCUUUCAUCACCUCGAGACUACUGUAAUAGCAUUCUUUAUGGUUCAUCAUCCUAAGUCCUUGAUAAACUCCAAAA